UCUGCUUUAUUAAGUUUAUAAAAAUGAUCUCUAUCUUUGGUUUUGAUAUUUUUGAACUUGGAUUGAUUACGAUUCUUAUCGGUUUCGUCAGUUAUAUUAUUAUAUUACGAAGAAUACCACCCAAUGAACCGCCACUUGUUCCGUACAAGUAUCCUAUAAUCGGUCAUACUUUUGAGUAUUAUAAAGACGUUCCAGGUUUUCUAAAAAAAUGUCGCGAUGAGUAUGGUGAAAUUUUUUCGCUUUAUAUCUGGGGAAGCGUCCAAACUUAUGUUGGAAAUGAAGGUUGCAAUGAAGUCUUUAAAAGAAAUCAAGAUUUUGAUUUUCAAGAAGCUUUUAGUGAUAUAUUCCCAGUAGAUAAUUUUCUUAAUCGACCACAACAUUUUUUUAAGCCCGUAAUUGAUUUUACUAAAGAAUUUUAUCAAGAUGUGGGCCGGUUUAACGAAUUGGUGCAAAAUAAAAUUACUGAAGCAUUGAAUGAACUAAUUGUUGACGGAAAAUUGGUUCAACCUAUUUUACCAACACUCCAACAAGUAGUUGCAAAACCAACUGCAGCUACAAUAGUUGGUAAAGAAGUAUGUAAUGAUAAAGAAUUACUUAAUACAUUCGCACAUAUAACGUCUGAACUAGGUCCAUGGUUGUCAUUCCCUCCCCUUCUCAAUUUUAUUUAUAAUGGUUUACAUAAGAGAUACAUAUUGUAUAAAUUUCGAUAUACUAAUAAUCCAAUAAAAACUCAUCGAAAAGUUAUUAUUUCAAAAAUUACUCCCGUUAUCAAAAAACGUAUAGCUGAUCAAAAAGAAUUUGGAAAUUCUUGGGAACGCCCGGAUGAUAUUAUGCAAGAAUUAAUGGAAAAAUCUAAAAGAGAUCAUGAAAAUGUUGACAUCGGGUGGGUCGCUGAUUUUAUUAUGUGUUUCAUUUUUGGCAGCGUACACAACACCUCUCAAACACUUGCUCAAUGCUUAUUCGAUUAUAUAAAUAAUCCUGAAUACCAUAAAGACCUUAUAGAAGAAGCAGAAAGGAUUCAUAGUGAGUAUAAAGUAUUAUCAUCUGAAGCAAUGAAUAAAAUGGAAAAAUUAGACAAUUUUGUUAAAGAAACGUUGAGACUAAACAGGCAUGAUGUAUCAUUGUCUCACAAAACUAUUGCCGAGGAAUUUACUUUUGCAAAUGGAUAUCAAAUUCCAAAAGGUCGUAUUGUUCAUGUAAUUACCCGACAUAUUCAUCAUAAUCCGACAGCCUAUGGACCAAACCCUGAAAAAUUUAAUCCAAAUCAUCAUGCAAAAUCUCCUGCUUAUCGUCCUGAACGUCAUUUCCUUGCUUUCGGAAUGGGUAAAUCAGCAUGUCCCGGUAGAUUUCUUGCAGUUAAUGAAGUUAAAAUCGCAAUGCAUGUUAUAUUAUUAAAUUAUAAUGUUAGAAGUGAAAGUGGUAAAUAUGUAGAGCAAAAAAAGGUGGGAGGAUAUAUUUUGGUACCUGAUGAAGGAUUAAUUUUUGAAAAAAGAAAAGUUAAGACAUCAUUUACAAAUGAAUUCUAAAUAUUGCCUGUAAUAUAUUUUUAACUUUUUUUGUAUACAGUAACUGUAUACUGGUGAUGGGCUUUGAUUUUUUUUAUAUAUUUUAGUAUUAUUAUUGAUUAAACUUUAAAACAUAAAUAAAUAAAUAAAUUAAAAGUGUAAUACUUAUUUAGUGUUUAUAUAUUUUAAUAAGUCAUUUAAAUAUUUCAUAAGCCUUAAACCAGGUGUUACCAUGGUAAAAUUGUUUUAUCGCUGAUCACGUGUGUGGACAGACGAACAUUGCAUGGUUCGUAAAAGUCCUCCGCUUCUCUCUGGAAAAAUAUUUAUAUCAAA
This is a messenger RNA of Rhizophagus irregularis DAOM 181602=DAOM 197198, 1838 nucleotides long. RefSeq lists its product as uncharacterized. The record is from RefSeq and is a predicted model, not a curated record. NCBI's taxonomy places the organism in Eukaryota, Fungi, Glomeromycota, Glomeromycetes, Glomerales, Glomeraceae. Gene Ontology annotation, molecular function: oxidoreductase activity, acting on paired donors, with incorporation or reduction of molecular oxygen; heme binding; iron ion binding.